This is a messenger RNA of Esox lucius (northern pike), 5574 nucleotides long. It is a transcript of the gene acsl6, whose product is annotated as acyl-CoA synthetase long chain family member 6. Gene Ontology annotation, cellular component: endoplasmic reticulum; membrane. The transcript has 31 exons. Gene Ontology annotation, biological process: long-chain fatty-acyl-CoA biosynthetic process; very long-chain fatty acid metabolic process; long-chain fatty acid metabolic process. The record is from RefSeq and is a predicted model, not a curated record. Gene Ontology annotation, molecular function: arachidonate-CoA ligase activity. Lineage: Eukaryota; Metazoa; Chordata; Actinopteri; Esociformes; Esocidae. The coding region runs from base 374 to 2545 and encodes 723 amino acids.
ACGUCACUGAUACAGUUCAUGCGUAACCUUGGUCACCGCGCAUCUUCCAUCCAAUAGGCUGAACCGUUUCAUGUCAGCGGGUAGCCUAGGUCGUUGCGCAUGGAAGCCGUAUGAAUGUAAUAUGGUCCAGGAGGAACAGUAUAGGCUAUUCAUUAAUAUGUUAUAUCUCUCUUUUUAUUCGCUGCACGGAAAAUACAUACAAAGCUUGCUGUAAACUGGUUGAAUUUUGCAAAUUGAAUCGACUGACUCGCACUUUUACUCGGUGGUUCUCAUAAUCUGUCAGAUUGCCGGCGAGUAAUACUGCAGUCGAUGCUGCAGUUUUAGGAUCUCGCACCGGGCUCUGUGCUGCGACAGCAGAGUCAAUGAAAAAGACAUGCUUGCCUUCGUUCUGGUGACUGGGUCUAUUUGGAUUAUAUUAGAGCUGAGUUCCACCCUGAUGGAGAGAAUGCAGGCCCAGGAGUUGUUGAGCAGCCUGAGGCUGCCCGAGUUGGAUGAGUUGAGCCAGUUUUUCCGCUCCCUGCCCACCUCCACACUGGUUGGUAUCGGCGCCCUUACUGCAGUGCUUGCCUACUGGCUAGCAACACGACCACGCGCCAUCUCCCCUCCAUGUAACCUCCGACACCAAUCACAGGAAGUGGCGCAUGAAGAUGGGGGUCGCAGGUCUAUGCUCGGGGACAACCCUGAUAAGCUGCUGACACACUACCAUGAGGACGCCAAAACCAUGUAUGAGGUGUUCCAGAGAGGCCUCCACAUAGCCGGGGAUGGACCUUGCUUAGGAUCCCGGCUCCCCAACCAGCCAUAUAAAUGGCUGUCUUAUAAAGAGGUCACGACCCGGGCAGAGCACUUGGGAUCGGGGUUGUUGGCCCAGGGCUGUAUACCGUGCCCAGAUCAGUUCAUUGGAGUGUUCGCGCAGAACAGGCCAGAGUGGAUCAUUUCGGAGCUGGCCUGCUACACGUACUCCAUGGUGGUGGUACCUCUGUAUGACACGCUAGGACCCGACGCCAUACGAUACAUCAUCAACACUGCUGACAUUACGACAGUUAUCUGCGACAAGCCUGAGAAGGCCCAGGUGCUGCUGGGUAAUGUGGAGAGGCAGGAGACCCCAGGCCUGAAGAGAAUAAUCCUGAUGGACCACUUCGAACCUGACUUGCUGGAACAUGGGGUGGGCUGCGGGGUCAUUGUCCAGUCCAUGCAAGCCGUGGAGGCUCUGGGCAGAGAGAACCACAGAAAGCCUAUACCACCUGCACCGGAGGACUUGUCCAUUGUCUGCUUCACCAGUGGCACCACGGGAAACCCAAAGGGGGUAAUGCUAACACAUGGCAACGUCGUGGCUGAUUUCUCAGGCUUCCUUAAAGUGACUGAUAAAGUAAUCUUCCCAAACCAAGACGAUGUCCUCAUCUCCUUCCUGCCUCUGGCUCACAUGUUUGAGAGGCUCAUUGAGUCUGUGGUGUACUGUCACGGAGGCCGCAUCGGCUUUUUCCAAGGCGACAUCCGUCUGCUGUCGGACGACAUGAAGGCCCUACGACCCACCAUCUUCCCCGUGGUGCCCAGGUUACUCAACCGCAUGUAUGACAAGAUCUUCAGCCAAGCUAAUACCCCCCUGAAGCGCUGGCUGCUGAACUUUGCUGCUAAGAGAAAAGGUGCAGAGGUCAGCAGCGGGAUCAUCCGCAUGGACAGCCUAUGGGAUAAGAUAUUCUUCUCUAAGAUACAGGCCAGCCUGGGCGGGAGGUUACGAAUGAUCAUAACUGGAGCUGCUCCGGCCUCCCCGACUGUCCUGGGGUUCCUGAGGGCUGCCUUGGGUUGCCAGGUGUACGAAGCUUAUGGCCAGACUGAGUGCACUGCCGGAUGUACCUUCACCACUCCUGGAGACUGGACCUCAGGUCACGUUGGAGCCCCGCUGCCCUGCAACCUCAUCAAGUUGGUGGAUGUUGCCGAGAAGAACUACUUUGCAGACAAGGGUGAAGGAGAAGUGUGUGUGAAGGGACCGAAUGUGUUCAAAGGCUACCUCAAAGAUCCAGAGAGAACUGCUGAAACCCUGGAUAAAGACGGCUGGCUGCACACUGGAGACAUAGGGAAGUGGUUACCUAACGGCACGCUAAAGAUCAUUGACAGGAAGAAGCACAUCUUUAAGCUGGCCCAAGGAGAGUACAUCUCCCCCGAGAAGAUAGAGAACAUCUACAUCCGCAGUGAACCUGUGGCCCAGCUCUAUGUCCAUGGUGACAGCUUACAGUCCUGCCUGGUGGCCAUAGUUGUUCCUGACCCAGAGACAAUGCCAGCCUGGGCCAUGAAGAAAGGCAUGGAGGGGAGCUAUCGGGACCUCUGUAAAAAUACUGUCCUUAAAAAGGCCAUCAUGGAAGACCUGCAGCGUCUGGGCAAGGCCAGUGGCCUCCACUCAUUUGAGCAGGUGAAAAAUAUCUGCCUCCAUAACGAGCAGUUCUCCAUACAGAAUGGCUUGUUGACUCCCACACUUAAAGCGAAGAGACCCGAGCUGAAGGAGUUUUUUAAGGAGAAGAUUGAAGAAAUGUACGAAAACAUCUCCAUAUGAAACACAACCCGAACAAAGCCCGGUUCCCAGCAACACUUUUUUUUUUUUUCACACCUUUUCACUCCAAAUCCAUCCGCGGUCUCAAAUCAAACAAAUAAGUGACUGACUGUGGGUCAGGAAGGACACGUUGUCAUAGUUCUCCAACACCCACUGGCAAGUGCUGCCCUCUGUUCUAGAGCAGCCUAUGUAAAGCUCCAACCAAAUCAGCCUCCUGUCCAUCCUGAAACAGCAGCCACAAGUCAACAUAGCCUGCAUGCUCCUUCUGUUUUCUUUUGUAGGCAUUUGAAAACAUCACACACACACACGAACACACACAAAAAUCAAGGCAAUUCUUUUUUGUUUGUUUUCACGACGAUGCGCUGAGAGGGUUUGUCAUGUUAAAACUUGCAGACCUAGGCUAAGGGCAGAGCAUGCAGUUUGCCCUGCAUCGCCGUGGCCAUUGUUACAUGAGAUUUCAAGAUGAGUUCUGGCAUUUUAGGCAUUCAACAACAGCCACACCACCACCGUCAACAGUCACCCCAGAAGGCUUUCUCAUGUAGUCAAGAUCGACAAGCUCCACUCAGUGACAGAGGCUAGAACAAAAUGGACAGUAAAAAUGUGGGUUUACUUAGUGCAAAUGGCUAUAGGCUUCUGAGUCAUGUUCCGUUCCAAAUUAUUAUUAUGUGAAUGUACAUAUUGAGGACCAUUAGACAUAGGCAUAUUUAAGCACAUGUUUGAUUUUUUUUUUUUUUGCGUGUAGUGAGAUUAAUUUAAACUUUAUUUAUUCUGUUAUCAAAUGGGAUCAGGACCAUAUCCUUGUAUUGAAUGAGUGGAGCAUUAGGGAUUAGGGAAUGGGGAGGGAAGGGGCAGAGAAAAAUAAAAUACAUUCUGGAAUGAUUUUAAUUUAUUCUUCAUUCUUUGUCAUGUCAAGCGAUGCUCAAACGAACAGAAAGAGUUAUCUUUGCAUAGCAACACAUUCAUUUGGCUGGGCGAACACAAUGGUGACACAGACCUUGACAGUAAUCACGGUGGUGACAUUAGCCUAAGCUGAUACUGAUCACAGUGAUGAUAUGGGGUGAUUUCCGCAUGUGUAACACAGAUACCAGACAUUUUUAUCCUGUUUUUUUGGAGCCUACUGAAGUUAACACAGUUGGUACUGUGACUGGUUUAUAUCUUCUGUAACCAAAGUCUACCUAGAUCGAAUGGGCAAGAUGCUAGUGCGGGUGUCCUCUCCUCAGCAAGCAAAAACAUAGGGCAUACACAGGAUCCAUGUCAAGUACCUCAGAUGUCAUUUGAUUAUCUUGUUUUAUUUUUUAUUUUAAUGGAAGAUGGCUGCACUUACAGAACCUCGGAAAUAUGUUUGUGAGCACUCACCAGCAGACCCUAAUAUACAGCCUUUCACAUCUACCCAACAAACCUCAGUAUCAGCCCUACCUGGAUCUAUUUUCUACUCAUAGGUCAUUUUUUGUGGAGCAGGUUUAGUGAACUAUACUCAUGUGAAUAAUAAGUUACAUUAAAUACAUGCCUAGUUUUGACAAAAAUGGGCAGGGCUCAAAGCAGAGGGAUCAUCACACUCUCGGGCAAGACAGGGGCAGAUAAUAUAAUUCAUUUGCAAUAUCCAGACGAUUAAAUGUACUUUUUUAUUUAAUUUAUUACAAAGAAAAUACUUGACUGAUAGGCCAAUGACAAAUGACCUUUACCUCACUCAUUAUUGGGCAAUUUUUUUUAAGUCCCAUCAGUUUAUUUCUGCAUGGGCAAACGCAUCACUAAACAUCAAACCAGAAAAAUACCUAAUCACAUCUCUGCUCAUAUACAAGCUGUUCCGUGUAUCAUAUAAAUCCUACCACAGUGAUGUCAUAUACGUAUUUUGAGAGCAUAUGAGUUUUUUGUACAUUGCAUCUGGAAGAACAGGCAUGCAUGUACAGGACUUUUGUAAAUUCAUGUAAAGUAUGGAAUACAUUUUUGUCUUUGCAUGUGAAACCAUGGGACCUGUUAGGAAUUAAUUAAGAUUGCAGAGUGGAAUUCCAACAGAUGAAUGUAAACAGAUCAGAAUAUAAAGAAUCCCGGAGAAUGUAACAAUAAGAAUAAUAAAAAAAAAAUAUUAGUAUGUUUUAUACUUCAUCUAGAUGAUGGGUAGGACAGAAAUAAAGCUGUACAUGUUGGAUAUUUGAAUACUCAGUGUUUUUCUUCUUGACUAAUGACAUGAGUAAGUGAUGUAUCAAAUUUGGCACUGUGCUGACAACUUCUCGAGGCUAUGAAAAACGUCUGGGAAACCUUUCGAACAGCAGGGGGCGUCACCGUACAGGGAAGCUACUGAAGAUCCAGAGGAUUAGUAAAGGUUCGUUGGCUUCCUUGCGAGUGCCAUUGUUGGCUAAAUAAAUGUCCAGUACGUUUUCGGAGGGCUAUUUCUGAACAAUCUUGUUUUACUUGAGAUGGGUCGUUUUAAACGUCGUGGUUUUGACACCAUCACCACAAAACAAGGACAAAGCAGCACGAAUGGGCGCAAGGACACACCUCGGAAGUCCGAUGGAAAAAGAGGCAAAAUGAAGCGACUCCUCUCUAAACCCUGCAAUCCACUGCAUAAGGGACUUGUCCUGUCGCCCAUAAAUGAGUCAACAUGCACAGAUCACAGAAAUGUCCCAACAGCUGCUACCCAGAGGAACAGAACGCUUGAGUCGAAAGACGCUGUGGCCGCACCCAAUUCAAGCACCGAUGACUCUUCCAAUUUUCCAGAAGGUGUUUCUUCCCAACUGACAGAUGGGACUGACUCAGGUGAUACUAGUACCAGCAGUGUGCAGUCGCCGGAGGUGUUCCGAAGAGGGGAUGUCUACGAAGAGAUGGUGGUCUUCCCGAGAGAGGUGUUGGACCUGCAUGUAAAGAACUCGACUCUCCUAGAUGUUAGCCAUGCUGAGAACAUCAACAUGCAGCAGCCUCCUAACCUGUCUUCCAUAGUAGACAUCUCCCAAAUGACACAGGCAAUAGAUCAGGAAAUAAGCCAGCUAGCACUGCCCAUUAGGUGGACAUCUUCGGAUAAGCUGUUCAAUUCCAUG